CGUGAACACGCGCAGGUUGAAUGCCAGCACGAAGUACCACCAAAAUUCCACAAACCGCGGCGAGACGCCCACUCAUGCUCCAGGUCAUCGCAUUGCCUUGCUCUCGUCUGUGUCGAGCUUCCUUGUCACGCUAACUGCCGCGAUCAUGGCGGUCAACACCAGGCUGCACAAUGCGCCCAUAGUGCUCGACAACGGCAGCGGCACCAUACGAGCUGGGUUUGCUGGAGAGGACCUUCCGAAAUGCUACUUUCCCUCGUACGUGGGUCGACCGAAGCAUGUGAGGGCGAUGGCAGGUGCUCGCGAGGGCGACGUAUUCAUCGGACCCAUGGCACAGGAUUUGAGGGGCCUCCUGAAGAUAAAUUACCCUCUCGAGCACGGCAUCGUGACGGACUGGGAUGAUAUGGAGAGGAUAUGGCAAUACGUCUAUCAGGAAGGGUUGAAGACGUUGAGUGAAGAUCAUCCGGUCCUGCUCACGGAGCCCCCGCUGAACCCGAGGAGUAACCGUGACUAUGCCGCGCAGAUACUGUUCGAGACGUUCAACGUGCCCGCUCUUUACAACUCAGUGCAAGCCGUCCUGUCGCUGUACGCAUCGGGAAGGACGACGGGCAUAGUUCUGGAUUCAGGGGACGGUGUGUCACAUGCAGUGCCUGUGUACGACGGAUUCGCAAUUCCCAACAGCAUCAGGCGGAUCGACGUGGCAGGUCGAGACGUCACCGAAUACCUGCAGACGCAGCUGCGGAAGGCGGGUUACAUCUUUCAUACGAGCGCGGAGAAGGAGAUUGUCAGGGAGAUCAAGGAAAAGAAGAGCUACAUUGCUCUGGACCCCAACAAAGAAGAGAAGGACUGGAGUGGUGCGACCUCGAAAGCAAGCAGCAGGGAAAUCGACUACGUGCUGCCGGACGGCAAGACCAUCAAGCUUGGCCCAGAGCGCUUCCGUGCGCCGGAGAUAUUGUUCGAUCCAGAGCGUAUAGGGCUUGAAUAUCAGGGCGUUCAUCAGAUCGUGGUCGAAGCUAUCGCAAGGACCGACAUGGACCUGCGCAAGGCGCUCUACAGUAGCAUCGUGCUGUCAGGCGGCUCUACGCUGACAAAAGGCUUCGGCGACAGGUUAUUGCACGAGGUACAGCGGCUCGCUGUUAAAGACAUGCGCAUCAAGAUUUUCGCGCCUCCCGAGCGCAAGUACACGACGUGGACCGGAGGCAGUAUAUUAGCAGGGCUGAGCACGUUCAAAAAGAUGUGGGUGGACAAGGACGAGUGGCAGGAGAACCCAGACAUAAUACACCAAAAGUUCGCAUGAGGACGAGCAGCGUGCUCACGCCAUAGGACGUGUUCCUCUCGCCAUCAUGAUCAUGAUCCAUAAUUGUGCUCCACAGUACGGACCACGCGGUGAGAUGUUUCGACGAUGAGGCGAUGCGUGUCCGGUACAAAAGGCGAUUCUCAUUUCCCUGUUAAGGCUGACAAGUUACACGUCCACCAGGGCCUCCCAGCCUAUCACCAGCUCACGUUUCGGGCCGUGAUGGUUCACUCUUCACUUAGUCUGCUUGCGCAUUCUCCGCAAUGCUGGGGCGAGCUAGUUGAAGGGUCGCGUUACAGUUCCGGGGCAACGGGGCACGUUUCCAGGCAUAGAACCCAUCUCGCUCUUCCCCUCCCCCCCAUCCCCCCUCUCCUCCACUCUUCUUUGGUUUCCAUUACGAGAUCACUUACGAGCACAUAAUGCAUGGGGCUUGCGUAACUUUUGGGCAAUGUGGAAAGAAAAAGUUUCUGGUCUUCAGCAAAGGGGGAAAUUUUCGUUUUCCCUAGACCGGAGCCUCAUUUGGGUGAGAUCGAUGAUCGUUGCGCGUUAGGUUUGUGCCUUUUGAAUGCAUGAUACCCAGGACAACGUGUGGUAGCAUCUCAGCGAGGCGAGAAGGAUGAACGAAGCUGGUAGCAUUUUGACACCUUCAAUUGAAUACGUACAAGAGAGUUGUGUGCAACCGUCACCUGUACAUCCAUCACUACGUUCCAUGCUGCACUUUGAUCGAUUCCCAAGUGAUGGACGUGAUGGACGUGAUGGAUGUGAUUGACGGAAGGCAAGGAAGGAACCCCGGUCCGUGCUAUGCAUAUUGGAUUUGUCAAGGAUAGCCUUUCGCAGCAACAUUUGCAUUAUUGUUAGCAUGUCGAAAACAAAUCAUCCCUUACGUGCAG
Verruconis gallopava is the source of this 2181-nucleotide messenger RNA. RefSeq names its product actin-like protein. The record is from RefSeq and is a predicted model, not a curated record. The transcript is spliced from 4 exons. The coding region runs from base 146 to 1294 and encodes 382 amino acids. NCBI's taxonomy places the organism in Eukaryota, Fungi, Ascomycota, Dothideomycetes, Venturiales, Sympoventuriaceae.